Molecule: messenger RNA, 2831 nt
Organism: Cyclopterus lumpus (lumpfish)
Lineage: Eukaryota; Metazoa; Chordata; Actinopteri; Perciformes; Cyclopteridae
Gene: ppat
Product: phosphoribosyl pyrophosphate amidotransferase
Exons: 11
Coding region: 487-2010 (507 amino acids)
Biological process (GO): purine nucleotide biosynthetic process; purine nucleobase biosynthetic process
Molecular function (GO): amidophosphoribosyltransferase activity
Source: RefSeq, a predicted model, not a curated record
CGGUCGCCCACGUGGUGGCAAGAGGGGGCGUGGAAAAGAUGCUUCAACUCCAAAUAUUUGCGAGGAGGAAGAACUUUUUCCCGGAGUUUGUCCACUAAACUAAAACCUUCGGGUUUUAUUUUGUCUUCUCGUGACCGGAAGAAGUUAUCGAUUUAAAAACAACAAAUAUAAAAGGUGAUCAAGAGAGAACCACCUGGACCGGAUCGAUCAAUCAGAUACAGAUUGAACUCCUCAUCGUGAAAACACCACGUGGGGUGUUGGCGUCGCCGUUCUGGGGUGUUUUUUGUAGAGUGGGGGGGGGGGGGAUUAAGUGCACGUGAUGUCAGCUGCAGCUGCGCGUGUCUUCCGUUGUGUCGAUUAAAACUCUUUAUUAUUUUAUCCACGCUUUUUUUUUUGUGUGUGCACGUGCUUGGUCAGCAGCGUCAGGUACACACGCACGCACACACACGCACGAGCGCGUGCUCCGGACACAGAGCGGGGGUCUGGAUGGAGUUUGAGGCGUCCGGCAUCGGGGAGGAGUGCGGGGUGUUCGGGUGCGUGGCUGCGGGAGAGUGGCCCACGCAGCUGGAGGUCGCGCAGGUCUUGACGCUGGGUCUCGUGGCGUUGCAGCACAGGGGUCAGGAGAGUGCCGGCAUCGUCACCAGUAACGGAGCCACCCCGCCCACGUACGCGGCCCACAAGGGAAUGGGAUUGGUGAGCACGGCGUUCGCGCCCGAGGCUCUUCUGAAGCUGCGCUACGGAAACCUCGGCAUCUGUCACACGCGCUACUCCACCACCGGCAUCUCGGAGCUGCAGAACUGCCAGCCCUUCGUGGUGGACACGCUGCACGGCCAGAUCGCCGUGGCACACAACGGCGAGCUGGUCAACGCCGCCGCCCUGCGCAAGAGGGUCAUGCGCCACGGCGUGGGCCUCUCCACCAGCUCCGACAGCGAGCUCAUCACCCAGCUGCUGGCGCUGACUCCACCGAUGGAGGAGCGGGACGCACCGGACUGGGUGGCCAGAAUAAAAAACCUGAUGAGCGAGACGCCGACGUCGUACUCGCUGCUGGUGAUGUUCAAAGACGUCAUCUACGCCGUGCGGGACCCGUACGGGAACCGGCCCCUCUGCAUCGGACGCGUGGUCCCCGUCUCCAAGAUGCACAGUUCAGGAGCCGGAGAGGAGGACACUGAGGGGUGGGUUGUGUCAUCGGAGUCCUGCAGCUUCCAGUCCAUCGGUGCCAAGUACUACAGAGAGGUCUUGCCGGGAGAGAUAGUCCAGAUAUCGCAGCACGGCGUCAAGUCUCUGAGCGUCGUGCCGCGGCCCGAAGGAGACCUGCCGGCCUUCUGCAUCUUCGAAUACGUCUACUUCGCCCGACCGGACUCUAUUUUUGAAGGCCAGAUGGUCUACACGGUGAGGCAGCGCUGUGGCCGGCAGUUGGCCAUCGAGGCUCCGACGGACGCCGACGUGGUCAGCACCGUGCCGGAGUCGGCGACGCCCGCCGCACUGGGCUACGCCCAGCAGUCCGGGCUGCCGUACAUCGAGGUUCUGUGUAAGAACCGCUACGUCGGGAGAACCUUCAUUCAGCCAAACACCCGCCUGAGGCAGCUGGGAGUGGCCAAGAAGUUCGGGGCCUUGACGGACAACUUCGCCGGGAAACGCGUGGUGCUGGUCGACGACUCCAUCGUCAGGGGCAACACCAUCUCCCCCAUCAUAAAGCUGCUGAAGGAAGCCGGCGCGACCGAGGUGCACAUCAGGGUCGCCUCCCCGCCGAUCCGAUUCCCGUGCUACAUGGGCAUCAACAUUCCCACCAAGGAGGAGCUCAUCGCCAACAAGCCGGAGUUUCAGGACAUCGCCGGAUACAUCGGUGCAGCCAGCGUGAAGUAUCUGACCGUGGAGGGCCUGGUGUCCGCCGUCCAGGAGGGCAUCGCCUCCCUCCGGCAGAAGGACGAGGUCAUCGGCUCCGGCAGCAAGAGGGUGGGCCACUGCACCGCCUGCCUGACUGGGAAGUACCCGGUGGAGCUGGAGUGGUAACGGCGAGGACCCGCCCAUCGUCACGGCGAUGAAGGGUUCCACGCAGACCGGGAAAGAAGCGGUCGGGGCGUUUGAAUCCGGCCACUAAAGAGACGUGUUCAUUACUGCAGAGAGCGUACGCUCGCUCCACGGGGGGUCUUUUCACUUCAAAGGGGCAGUGGAGAUGUUUAGGAGUGAAGGUUGUGAGUUUCAUUUCUUUGUUUAAAAUAAAUAAAUAUAUUUAAUUAAUUAAUAUCUCUUUACCUUGGUGUCGGACACACCUUUCUGACGGGAACUGAUGAAUGCACCUGUUUUAAAUCGGUGUUUUAUGAAUGGAGUCUGGAGUGUCUGCAGAAAGCAUCACUGUGAAGAGAAGAAGAUAUUAUAAAUAUAAAUAUAGCGUUGGCGUAAACUGAGAGAUUCUUUUAGGAGGAAGCUCACAAUCACACUUCAGAAUAUCGGUACUGUCCCUUUAAGUUAAUUUUCACAACAUCCAGUGUUAGUCCGUUUACUCUGUCCUGAUGUCACAGCUGUGAUCACAGGUGCACACGUCUCACCACACCUGAUGCUUUUUGGUUCAGUUUAUUUUUAGGGUUACUUGCAUGUAUUGUUUUCACAUUUCAAGCUUUUAGAUGUUUGUUUACUGUGUCAGAAAAGCGCACAAGGCUCGUGACCAAAAAGUUGAGUUGUCUAUAUUUUCCUUUUUAUCACGUUUUUCCUUUUUUUUUCUACCUUUUUGACCUAAAAAUGAACCAUUAGGCUCUUUUUUUUUUUUUUGUAUCUUUAAAACAUGCAUGAUUAUAUACCGGAAAUGUUGAAUAAUAAACAGAAUAACUGCACAC